Molecule: messenger RNA, 2291 nt
Organism: Saccoglossus kowalevskii
Lineage: Eukaryota; Metazoa; Hemichordata; Enteropneusta; Harrimaniidae
Product: BRCA1-associated protein-like
Biological process (GO): Ras protein signal transduction; protein ubiquitination
Cellular component (GO): cytoplasm
Molecular function (GO): ubiquitin protein ligase activity; zinc ion binding
Source: RefSeq, a predicted model, not a curated record
AACAAAAUGGCGUACACUCUGCGUGAGCUGUUUAUCCUCUGCGAUAAUUACUGUUUUUGCGAUACCUUCCAACAUCUAUUAAGACAGUGAGAAUUCUGUAAACUCCAACUUGCAAUAUUAUUUACGAAAAACGUAUUAUAUUACCAUAUGUCUGUAUCGUUAGUAUUUAUUCGGAUCGAAAUAGCCGACCUCGAAGAUUUCCCCUUGUUGCCAUCCAUUCACUACACAGCUCAAAGAAGAAUGUCUGAUUUUGGAAACAAUGAUGAACAAACUGAACAGACAAUACCAGAUAAGGAAGUGGAGUCAUCCACAAAUAGUGGAGAAACAUCUGGAAAGAGUCUGGAGACAGGGGAGUGCAAACGGAAAAGUGUAACUCCAGAUCUCAUCAAGACACACCAAGGAGUUCGUGAAUUAAAAGAGAUUUCAAUAGAGACAGUUAAUUAUAAAGAUAUUGAGUUUAAAGCAGAUGAAACAGCACUGCAGGGGGAUGACACAUCAACUGUUAAUGACAAAGACAACACUCAAGUAUUGAGUGUGGAAUGUGAAAUUGAAUCACCUGAUAAAGAUGUUAAUAUUUCUCAUUGCAACGAACCAAAAGAUAAAACUCAAAUUAAACCAGCUGGUCAGAAACCUAAAACUGAAAAUGUUAAAUCGUUUGCACAAGUGACAAGACGUCAGCAGCUGCCUUCCAUUUCGCUGGUUGAACCAUCGCCAGAUCACAAAGGUGGUCCCGGUAGUCGUCCUGGGAGCGGUUCAGCACGGUCACAGGGGGUUAAGAGUCACAGUCCAGUCACGAAGAUACCAAGUCAGAUUUCAUUCUUUUCUGGGAAUCCCAGUGUCGAAAUCACUAAAGGGAUCUUACACCUCUACAAAGAGACGUUUAUGACCUCGCUGGAUGAUAAUACUCCAAGGAGUGAAAUGAUCGUGUUGCUCGGUGUUCCGGCAGCAAUGACCAUUCACGAUCUGGUACAGUUUACGGCUCCGGUUAGUCCAAAUAUUGAGUUGAUCCGAAUUAUCCGAGACUCCACUCCUAAUCAAUACAUGGUACUUAUGAAGUUCAAAGACCAAACACUUGCUGAUGAAUUUUAUAAAACGUACAACGGGCAGCCAUACAAUUCUAUUGAGCCUGAAGUCUGUUAUUGUGUGUAUGUGUCUGGUGUAGAGACAGCCAAGGAAUCUGAGGGUUCCUGUCUGCCCAUACCUGGUUUAACUGAGUUACCAACUUGUCCUGUGUGUCUGGAAAGAAUGGAUGAGUCAGUAGAUGGCAUACUAACUGUUUUAUGUAAUCAUUCAUUUCAUGGUACUUGCCUCUAUAAAUGGGGAGAUUCUAGUUGUCCUGUAUGUCGGUAUUCUCAGGCACCAGAACCAGUAGCUGACAACAAAUGUAUGGCAUGUGGAGCACAAGAGAGUUUGUGGAUAUGUCUGAUUUGUGGUAACGUUGGUUGCGGCCGUUAUACGUCGGCUCACGCGUACAGUCAUUUUGAGGAAACUCAGCACACGUAUGCUAUGCAAUUAGGAAACAACAGAGUAUGGGACUAUGCCGGUGAUAACUAUGUACACCGACUAGUACAGAGCAAAGGAGAUGGAAAAAUGGUGGAAUGGGACAGGGGUGAUCCUGAGGAAGAGAGAGAAGAAAAAGUUAAUUCACUAGUUCUAGAGUUUAAUUAUUUAUUACGAAGUCAGUUGGAGUCGCAGAGGUUGUACUUUGAAGAACAGAUCUCUAGAGUGGAACAAAAAACAAGAGAAGAGGUUACAGAGGUAGAACAACGAUCCAAGAUGACUUUAAAACAAUGCGAGAAACUUGAACAAAAGUUAACUCACUGUGUAAAAGAUAGAAAUGCAUAUGAAAAAAAGUGUUCUCAAUUGAAUAGUAAAAUAAACAAACUUGUCAUUGAACUUAAAGAAGAACAAGAGAUGAACAAAUGUCUACGAGAGAAUCAAAAUGUGUUGCAGAGCAGAACCAAAGAAAUGGAGUCGCGAUAUGCACAAGAACAACAAAGAAAAGAGAAGGCAAGUGAAGUUAUGAAGGAGCAGCUUCAUGACCUGAUGUUUUACUUGGACGCUCAGACUAAAAUUAGUAACGCAUCGGAUGAAACCAGACAAGAAAUUCAAGAAGGUCAAAUAGUGAUGGGAGCUGCAGCGGCUUCGCCGGAUGUCAGCAAGUCACAUUCCCGGAAAGGAAGAAAAAAAGGAAGAUAGGCCUUCAUUGUCUUCUGCCACUGUGGGUGCUGUUAUUAUGAAUGUAGAGCUUUAUGUAUUCUGCCACUGGAUGUGCUGUUAAUAUUCUGGGG